AGCCCAACACAAUAAAUAAAAUCAUUCCUCAAAUCUGUAUACCUUGCCAAUCUCUUGUGUACUUUGCCAGUGAGUUUAAUCAGGAGAUUUUGUUUUUUGCAGUGUAACUACAAUACUUUUCAACAAAUAAAAUUCAGAAAAGCAAACAAAAAUGAAUAUUAUUUGUCUUGUGAUUAUUAUAGCACAAUAACUUAUUGAGAAAGAAAAAUAUUACAAGGCAGGCAAUAGGACCCAGAAGAGCCCCACAAACAAAAUAAACUUGGGUCAUCACAUUCCAGAAACAACCAGAUGAAUAAACAGGCCCCAUAAUUCUCAAUAUUCACUGGGACUACAGAACUCAGAAGUUCAAACAGAGAUCCAUUUUGGAAGAUGGCACAGAGUGAUUUUUUCUACCCAGAGAAUUCAAAGAGAAGACAAGAACUGAACAAUCUCCACCAGCAAUUGCUUAAUUGCUUAUCAGACAGCUUUGAUGCCACCAAUGAAUUGAGUGGAGUUCUGAAUAUGCAUUUGGCCUGCAAACUGGAAUCCAUAGAAAUGAAAAAAAAUGGCAACAUUAAGGAAAAUUGCGACAUCAUCAUAAAAGCCAUGAAGAACAUCCAAAAGGAAGUACAAAGGGUUGAUGAUGUGCUAAAAGAAAAAUUGGAGCCAACAUUGUACAGAAAACUUCAGGACAUAAGAGAAAGAGAAACAGAAAAAAUUGCAAUUGUGCAAAAGGUUAUUUCAGUCAUCCUGGGAGAAGCCACUUCUACUGCCAGUACAGUAGCUGUGAAACUCAUCUGCUCAAAUAUUACAACUGUCAUCAUUAACAAAUUGGUCACUCUGUUAGCCCAAAUCGGUGCAUCUCUGCUUGGUGGUAUUGGGGUUGCUGUUCUCAGACUUGGAUUAGAUAUGAUUCUACAUGCUAUCCUAGGGGCAGUGGAGAGAAACCAGCUUCAAGCAGCAAUUAAAAGUUAUGAGCAACACCUGGUGGAGUUUAAAUCUGCCUCAGAAAAAUACCAUCAUGCCAUAAAGGAAGUCACCAAGACUCUGAAAUGCAGGUUGAAAUAAGCAAUCUAUAUUUUAUGUGCAAUUGCAAUUUCUAUUUUUUUCUAUUUAAGUUUAGAUUUUUAGAUUACAUUGAUUUCCCAUAGUUUCAGAUUCAAGCAGUGUCAGAAUUAUAGAAAGAUGACUAUUAACUAGGAAAAGAAGGUACAAUUCUAAGUUGCUGAGACAAAGUAUCCAGCUUAGAAACAUGAUUCUAAAACUAUAUUUCACUAGGUCAAUACUCGAGCUCAGGCUAAACUUAAUGAAGAAAAUCUUAAAUGAGUGGUCUACACACUAAUUUGGCUAACUGUCAUGGAGAAAUAGGCCAGUAGCUUCAGGAAUCAUUUAGAUCUCUAAUACUAUAUAUUUCACUAAGUCCUGGGCCUUGGUUUUUGGGAUAUAAACCAUCAGCUUAAGUACUGUACUCUGAAAGUUGGAAGUGAUUGAAAAGGUUUGAAUGCUAGCUAGGAAUGGAAGUGAUAUUAAGUGGCAACCUUCAGCAAUUUCUACUAAUUGUAGAAUUCUCAACACAAAUGUCCUGGAAAGAUACUACAGUCUGGGUAGAAUAAUGAACUGUUAGGGAUAUUAACUUCUAUUUGUCUUGUUUCCUAGAGCAAAAAGAAUUAUAUACACAGGUUAUAAAUAUUUUGAGGUGCAUUUUAUAUACAUAGUCAUAAUCUUGAUGACAUAAUAGCUAUUCCUUGCUUGAAAAGGAGAUUACAAAACAUAAGUGAGUGCAAGGGAUAAUGUUAUAAAAAAUUACCCUGGCAUGGAUUCUGUCAAUAUAAAGUUAUUAUUAAAUAAAAUUAAAUUAAAAUUUAAAAAAAUAAAAAUAAAUGUAGCUUCACCCAAAAAAAAAAAAAAAAAGAUCAUUUAAAUGAAAAUGAAACUAGGUGUAUUACUAUAUAUGUACAUGGAGAAUAAUAUUUUUAAAAUAUCUUUAUAUUUGUCAUACCUGGGGAAAAAAGAAAGCCAUUAAAGCCAUUAACACUCAGUUUUCUGAGAAUAGGACAAUAUAGAUGUGAUGGAGGCUUAUGGUUGAAAAUUUAAUUCUGCAUAUCUAACUCAUUUCCCACUAAUUCAUAAGUAUCUAACUUAAUAUGCUGUCUUCAUUUCAAUUCUUACACUUAAAAAGUAGAUUUACAGUUGACUUGAGAACAUAAUUUGAGUGCUUAAUUCACAUGAACAAAACAUCACAAUAAAAUGUUCUCAAUUAAAAAGCUAAAGACCAAAAAAGACUUCAACUUCAAAAUGUAUUUUUCUCUCCUAUAAUAUGCUUAUGCUGUUGACUAAAUAUAAUUUCUGUCUCUAAAAAUUAAAAAAAAAAACUACUUACCUGGUUUUAGAGGCUUGGUUAUUAUUCUUCUUCUAAGGUACUCAAAAUUCAGGCUAAAACCAAAUCAAAUAGAAAAA
Antechinus flavipes (yellow-footed antechinus) is the source of this 2436-nucleotide messenger RNA. It is a transcript of the gene SMCO3, whose product is annotated as single-pass membrane protein with coiled-coil domains 3. The transcript is spliced from 2 exons. The record is from RefSeq and is a predicted model, not a curated record. The coding region runs from base 370 to 1047 and encodes 225 amino acids. Lineage: Eukaryota; Metazoa; Chordata; Mammalia; Dasyuromorphia; Dasyuridae.